Molecule: messenger RNA, 797 nt
Organism: Sinocyclocheilus anshuiensis
Lineage: Eukaryota; Metazoa; Chordata; Actinopteri; Cypriniformes; Cyprinidae
Product: non-histone chromosomal protein HMG-17-like
Exons: 6
Coding region: 373-624 (83 amino acids)
Biological process (GO): chromatin organization
Cellular component (GO): chromatin; nucleus
Molecular function (GO): nucleosomal DNA binding
Source: RefSeq, a predicted model, not a curated record
UGUGGUUGUUUUAUAAUGGCGGACAGUCGAGUUUUACAUAUUCACUGUCAGGCGGACUGUCAAUCUUACCGCGCUCUGACGAAAACCUGAGGGGAAAAAAAACGACUUUUAACCGAAAAUAAAUGUUAAAAACGACAAAUAGUGUAACCUGUAAAUGGGCAUUAAUAUUUCGAUAAUUCGAUCAAAACAAAUCCGUAACAUCCUGUAAGACCCGCCUGAUCGCUAGAUGAUGUAAAAGGAGGGAACUUGAGUGUUUUACGAUGCUUGUUCAACUCCUGCGGUUAACCGUUGCUAAUAUAAACAUGAGCCUUCAAAGUUAAUACGAUAUUAUCAUUUCAACACUGCAGAUGAGUGAUUGUGUUGGAAGUUCACAUGAAAAAGAGCUCGCAGUUAAUCAUUUGGCUUGAUAUUGAUGGUGAGAAGGCUGCCAAAGGCAAGGAGGAGCCAACAAGACGCUCCGCAAGGUUGUCUGCUAAACCAGCUCCUCCUAAACCAGAACCAAAGGCCAAAAAAGCCGCCCCCAAGAAGGCAGCCAAGGGGAAGAAGGGCAGCAACCCUGCUGAAAAUGGAGACGCCAAGGCAGACCAGGCACAGAAGGUUGACGCUGCUGGCGAUGCCAAAUGAGAAGCUAACGAGUGUCUGAUCCUUCUAUGUACUUGGUGACUGUACAGUUUGAAAUAACUAUUUUUUACCAAGUUUUAUAUUAAGAAUAACAUUUAUAGUUGACUUGUUGACUUGCUUUUUAUGUGCUGAUUGAUUUGACAGGAGUUACUAUAUUUCAUUCAUAUCCAUUUGUA